UUUUUCUUUUUAUUUUUUUAUAAGUAAUAAAGUGAAAAUAAAAAAUGGCCUUUCUAAUUCUCAAUUAGACCGUCUAAUCCUUCGCAGCCACAAAACUUCAAAGCUCACAGUGCCUUCUGCUUCUCUAUUCCCGUCCUCUGCGUCAAAAGCCAUUUGGUUUUUGGUGCUAGCAGAUUCUUCAGUUUCUUGGAUCAUUCUCUUCGGUUAAGAUGGAAGGGAAACAGACCCAGAAAAUCGAACACAAGCAUGAGGAUUUUAAUGACGAAGAAGAAAGCCACAGUGCCGAUAUGUCUCCUUCUGAGACGAAGUCAAUGGUGGAAGGGGCGGAGUCACAUUUUCCAGAACCAGUGCCGCCGUCGCCGCCUGCGGCACCGUUGAAAGAAGAGUUUACGGAGACAGAGCAGAGCCCGGACAAGUCUCUUCCUAUGCCGCUAACGAUGUCAACGCCGGGGAGAAACGCGGUGGUGCCAGCCAAGAAACCUUCAAAGGACCGCCACACAAAAGUGGAAGGGCGUGGCAGGAGAAUCCGAAUGCCGGCCACUUGUGCGGCCAGGAUCUUCCAGCUCACGCGAGAGCUCGGCCACAAGUCAGACGGAGAGACCAUCCGUUGGUUGCUCGAGCACGCUGAACAGGCUAUAAUAGAAGCCACCGGCACGGGAACCAUCCCCGCAAUCGCCGUCUCCGUUGGUGGAACCCUAAAGAUCCCAACCUCCUCCCCCGCGAGACCGGAUGGACAAGAAACCCCAAGAAAACGAAGACGACGGGCAUCGAAUAGUGACUUCGUUGACGUGAACGAUCCAACGACUAUCUCCUCAGGGCUAGCUCCUGUUGCUCCAAUUUCAUACGGAACAGUUGGUGCAUCCGGAGGCGGUGUUGGUCCGGGAGGACUUGUGCCCUUGUGGCCAGUGGGUGGGACCAACGCGUCGGGACCCUUCUUGAUGUUCCCAAAUACUGCUGGUUCAGCAAAUCAACCACAAUACUGGGCGAUUCCGGCCAGUGCGACGCCGUUUUUCAAUGUCCAAGCGAGACCCGUUUCGAACUUCGUCUCUGCGAUGAUGCAUCCCAGUGAACAAUUAGGGCCUUCUUCAGGUCCCAUAAACGUUUCAAAUGGUACUUCGUUUCGGGUUGCGAACUCUUCGUCGACGAUGGCUCCUAGCUUGAGCUCAGGAACGAGUCCGACUGUUAGUGCUCCUCCAGCUACUACGACGACGUCGGCGACUCAGAUGCUCAGGGAUUUCUCUCUGGAAAUUUACGACAAGAAAGAACUGCAGUUUUUGGGUCAAUCUGCGAAUUCUGAACCGCCGAGUUCAGAGCCUUGAAAUUUGAAGUUUUUGCAUUUUUAGAUGAAAAAGGCUAGAGAUUUUUUUUAAUUUAAAAAAAUGCAAGGCAGAAAAAGGGAAAAAAAAGAAAAAGACCCACUGCAGUUUUAGAUUUCUGGGUUUUGUACCUUUAGUUGAUUUUAGCUAGCAAUAUAAUUUUAAAAUUCUAAUUUGUAAUGCUUAA
Messenger RNA from Neltuma alba, 1503 nucleotides. Its product is annotated as transcription factor TCP19-like. NCBI's taxonomy places the organism in Eukaryota, Viridiplantae, Streptophyta, Magnoliopsida, Fabales, Fabaceae. Gene Ontology annotation, cellular component: nucleus. Gene Ontology annotation, molecular function: DNA-binding transcription factor activity; sequence-specific DNA binding. The record is from RefSeq and is a predicted model, not a curated record.